This is a messenger RNA of Oppiella nova, 5003 nucleotides long. The record is from the annotation of a GenBank genome assembly. Lineage: Eukaryota; Metazoa; Arthropoda; Arachnida; Sarcoptiformes; Oppiidae.
CGCUGUCUCUCAAAUGAUUUUCAUUUAUUUUAGUCUUUAUUUCAAAUAUUAUUUUAUUUCUUCGCUUAUGUUUUAAUUGUAUUAUCAUUUCUGGCCUUUUGUUUGCCUCUCAAUGUAGUCCUCAGCUGUGAAUCCAUGCAAUUCAAUGCAAACAUGAGUUUUGUGUCCAAAUUACACGACUUAACCGCAUAGUUGUCAACAAAACCAGUGAUUUGUUGCCACAAUCGACACACAAAUCGCAUAAUUAUCUCAUUUAUCGCCAACACAUACCACGAAGACAUGGAGCAGGAAAACAACGUUAGGGUUGCGCUCAGGAUUCGGCCACAACUGCCCAAAGAAGUGAUAGACAUGUGUAAGACGUGCACAAGAGUCCUACCAAAUGAGCCACAGGUAUGGCUCGGAGCAGAUAAGGCCUUCACAUACGACCACGUCUUCGACUCCAACUCCAAACAAGAGUCCGUUUACGAAGACUGCGUCCAAAAGCUCAUCGAUGGUUGCUUCGAGGGAUACAACGCCACAGUCUUGGCCUACGGACAGACCGGCUCUGGAAAGACGUAUUCAAUGGGAACGGGUUUCGACAUCGGAUCCACUUCUGAAGAGAAAGGAAUCAUUCCUCGAGCUGUUGAGCACCUCUUCAAUGGUAUAGCAGAGCGCCAAAGAGGAGCCCGAGAACGUCGGGAACCGAUCCCUGAGUUCAAAGUGAUCGCACAGUUCCUGGAGCUCUAUAACGAAGACAUCAUUGACCUCUUGUCCGACGAACGAUCCAAACACUCGCAGAUUAAAAUCCAUGAGGACUCCAAUGGAGGCAUUUAUAUCAAUGGUGUCAACACUAAGACAGUGCAGACCAUUGAGGAGACACUUCAGUGCCUCAAAAUGGGAGCCCUUUCACGUACGACAGCCUCGACUCAAAUGAACGCCCAGUCAUCUCGUUCUCACGCGAUCUUCACUCUUCACGUCAAACAACACAGAGUGACACAAAUUGAUGAAUCAUUCGGCGAAGAACUUAAUGAACAGAUGAACACCGAUUUAGGCCCUCAAGAGUUCGAGACACUGACCGCCAAAUUCCAUUUUGUGGAUUUGGCCGGUUCUGAACGGCUCAAGAGAACCGGUGCUACCGGUGAGAGGGCUCGAGAGGGCAUAUCCAUUAACUCCGGUCUGUUGGCGUUGGGGAAUGUCAUCUCUGCGUUGGGAGAUAAGGCCAAACGUGCCACACAUGUGCCCUAUAGGGACUCCAAACUUACGCGACUUCUUCAGGACUCGUUGGGCGGCAAUAGUAUGACUCUUAUGAUCGCUUGUGUGAGUCCUAGUGAUCGAGAUUUUAUGGAGACUUUGAAUACUCUUCGCUACGCAAACAGAGCCAAGAAUAUCAAGAACAAAGUGACCGCAAAUCAGGAUAAGUCGAGUCAAACGAUAACAGCUUUGCGCCGAGAAAUACAAGAGUUGCAGAUAGAGCUACAGGAGUACAAACAGGGCAAACGAAUCAUCGAUGGCGAUGGCACUGAAAAGAUCAAUGAUAUGUUUCACGAAAACAAUAUGUUGAUGAAUGAAGUGGCAAAUCUUAGGACAAGGAUUAAAGCUCUUCAGGAGACUAAUGAACGAAUCACUGCCGCCAACACUGAAUUGCUUGUGGAGAGGGAGACCGGCAAUUGGCUCAACUCGGGAACGGGUGACAAGUCGGACAUCUCCUCAUUAGUGAAGGGAUAUAUGAAAGAAAUCCAGGAUUUGACCACAAAAUUGAUUGAAGUGGAAGAGACCUGUUCUAUACUUAGGAAACAGAAUAACCGAAGCGGUCACAGACUGUCGAUGAGUCCCUAUCAUGGCGGGGGUGCCGUCGCUAUGACCGGUCACUACGACGUCGGCUUCAAUGAUGAGAAGACAACGAACGAAGUGAUCAGUGAAGCGAAGAGAGAUGUCUUGAAAAUGAAGAGAAUAUCUAAAAUCCGAAAGCGAUCUCUUCAGAAGGACAAUGGCUCUGACACUAAUGGCAACGAUAUUGACGUAAACAACGGUUCCAGUAAUAGUCUGAAUGAAGAGAAUGAAGAUCAAGAAGAGAGCGAUUCGGACUCCGAUGACGUGGAGGACAGUUCGAUGUCUGAUGACGAGCAACAAAAGGCUCAGAACGCUAUAAACACGGCUGAGAAAGAACUCUAUGACUUGACUUCAGAGAUAUCACUGAAAGAGAAACUGAUUAUUGAAUUAGAAAAGAGUCAGAAAAAGAUGUCACAAAUGAGACAACAAUAUGAGGAUAAACUUCUUCAGCUCCAGAACAAGAUAUCAGAAACGGAGUCCGAAAGGGACAAUGUGUUGUCAAAACUGAAUUCAGUGGGUAAUCAGGGCGACGAUAAGGCAAAGAAAGUGAAGGAUGAGUACCAGAAGAAGUUGAACACAUUGCAGACGGAAGUGAAGAAACUUCAAGCGGCCAAACGCGAGCACUCGCAGGCUAUGCGCAAUCAAAGCGCUAGUGAGACACAGAUGAGACAAUUGCGGAACGAAGUGAUGGAAAUGAAGAAACAAAAAGUCAAAAUCAUGGCCAAAAUGAAAGAAGAGACUCAAAAGCAUAGAGAGGCUGAGAUUCGUAACAAUAAAAAGAUAUCUCAACUCUCGAAACAGGAGCGACAGAAAGACAUAAAAAUUAGAAGCCUUGAAGUGGAGAGCAAUCGAUAUAAAAGUCUUUUGAAACGCAAAGACGAAGAGUUUAAUGCAUUGAAGAGAAGAUUCAAACCAAUGAGUGAUAGAGUGGCCGGUCGUAUACCGAACGGCGGUUCACGGAAGGGGAGUCGCGCCACACCUUUCUCUCCGGUGGCCGCGAAGAUGAAGUGGCAGAAGUUGGAGACAGAUAUCAACAAAAUUGUUUUGAGUAAACAAAAUGUUACGCUUCACGAGCGAGCAAUGGAAAGGUAUCUCCAGCAGAGACAACAGUUGAGCCGAUCUCUGGAUAGAACUAAUCGCAAGUAUGAGGCGGCGCUCAGAACCGGUAAACACGAAAACGAUAUUCGAGUUCUUAAAGAAGAGAUCGAAACCAUCGAAGCGAACCUUAAAUAUAUCAACGAAAACAUCAAUGACUUGCAGUCAUCUAUUGUCCAGUUGUCCGACAUUGACAGUGAUGUGACGGAUAUGAUUGGUUACCUAAACAGCGAUGAAGUCAAGUAUCUGUUCAACAAAGUGCUGGCGAUGGCGGUCAGCAACUCAUUGGUGGCCACACAGAGGGAAGAGGAGAAGAAGGAGAUUGAGAUGAAGUAUAAACAGGUGGCCGACAGUAGUCUCAUUCAAGAGCAGCUCCUAAACCAUGUGUUGGACACGACUUUCCUCGAGGGCAACGAAGAUAAUUUGAAAUUAGAGGCAGACAUUCCCGACCUGAAUCCUAUUCCAUACGAUUUUGAGCAUCAGUUUGCAAUUCCAGCCAUUCCUCAGUCCACGCGAACCAGUACUCCAUCCAAAGAGAAGGCGCGCCGAACCACUCGUACUCCUCAGGAGUUACUCUUCGAUAUGACUGUCGACCACAAAAACAAUUGCAAUAAUGAUGUCAUGACUCAGAGCUUAAUCGCGCCAAACAUUAUCACUGAAGAGUCGGAUCUCCAGCGCGUCCCCAGCGCUCCCUCUUUGAAGGAUUGUCUAUACUUUGCCCCCAAAUGUGAACUCUUUUAUUCUCCUGCUUUCAAACGCAAAACCUACGAACGAUUGCCUAUUGUUAAUGAGCCGACACUCGCACGUCGGAUGCGAACCGCAACGCUCUCCUCCUCAGGAAAUUCUCUCUCUUCUAAUCAACCGCUCACUUAUGUCUCCAGACAGCUCUCACAGGAAUUGAGUAGUGAAACAACACCUCCCGUCUCCCCCUCUGUCCAGAGGAGGAAUCGCGACGCCGCCGGCAAUGUCUUCUCUAGACUAACCAACGGCUCCAUAACUAACAAUCCAUUAAAUAUCGAUAGAGCUGGAAAUAUAGUUCCCUUUACGGGAAGAAGUGAUAAAAGUUCGCCUCUGGUCUGCACACACACUGCCGAAGGACACACGAGACCAGUACUUAGUGUUGUGGCCACUAAUGAUGUCCUGUUUAGUGGCUCUAAAGACUGUUCCUUAAAAAUAUGGGACUUACAGACGGGUCAGGAGAUCCAAUCAAUCAAUGAUCACCCGGACUCUGUCCAAGUGGUCCGCUAUAAUGAAUACAAUAGACUUGCGUUCUCAGCGUCCAAAUCAUUCAUUAAGGUGUGGGACCCGAGAGAUAGUCCGGCCCGUUGUAUCAAAACACUUAAUUCUUCAGGUCUUGUCAGCCAAAACACGUCCACUAACCUCAACACAACCAAAGCCGAGUUGGCACCGGGAGAGGCUCCCAUCCUAGACGUCCAAUUAAGUACUUAUGGCACCACACUAUUCAGUACAUGUUCACGAAUUGUUAGGGUUUGGGAUCUCAGAAUGUUUCAUUGCAUCGGAAAGUUAAACACUGGACAUAAGGCGGACAUAAUGUGUUUGGCCGUAGAGGAGGCCGGUGUUGAUAAUAAUUUAGUGAUAACUGGAUCUAAAGAUCAUUACAUAAAAGUGUUUGAAAUGAUCGAAGGGGUGGGAGGUAUACACAAUCCGAAGAUGAGCCUAAAGCCACCCCAUUAUGACGGCAUCGAAGCCCUCAAAAUUAGCGGUGAUUUCCUAUUUUCCGGUAGUCGUGACGCCUGUAUCAAGAAGUGGGAUCUUCAGAGUCAAAGACUGGUUCAGUCGCUGAACAACUGUCACAAAGAUUGGGUCCUAGCGUUGAACACAAUGCCGAACAGCAAUACACUGGUCAGUGGCUGCAGAAGUGGACAAAUGAAACUCUGGUCAACAGAGAACUGUCAGCUCAUGGGUGAUAUCAAAGCACAUACCAGUGCUAUUAACUCAAUCGACACCAACUCGAGCCUUGUGUUCACCGCUUCAUCCGAUAAUACAAUAAAUCUGUGGCGUUGGAGGUCUACCGACCCCUCACCCGAUUAUAUCGAUUGUCUAACUGAGUGAUAGUCUUCAAUAUCAAAAUGUAUCCA